ACCUGAGGGACUCUAACGCUAACAAACACUUCCCCCCCCCCCCGCCGAGAGCCUACCAGAACAAACCCCUUCUCCCCAGGCACGACCCUACGCUCACCCCAGGCUGGUGCCAGCCAGCUGUGCUCUGGGAGCAAACUCCAGUGGGCGUGGCAGGGGCGGGGCUAUCUGGGGUGCCCCUGGUGUAUAACUCCCAGGCCACGUCGGGCCCCCCCCCCAGUGGGCGCGAUGUGCACAGGGAAGUGCUCCCGGGUGGUGGGUGUGGGGCUGUGGCCCCUGGCUCUGACCUGCAUCGUCUGCAACCUCCUGCUCUGCUUCCCCGACUGGGACACCCAGUACGUGCAGGACGGGGGCCGGCUGCUCACCCCCGAGGUGCUGUACCUGGGGGGCCUCGUCGGGGGUGGCGCCAUGAUCCUGAUCCCAGCGAUUCACAUCCAGGCGACCGGACGGCAGGGCUGCUGCGGGAACCGCUGUGGGAUGUUCCUGUCCAUCCUCUUCGCCCUGGUGGGGGUGGCCGGCUCUGUCUACGCCGUGAGCGUCUCCGCCCUGGGGCUGGUGAACGGGCCGCUGUGCGAGGUGGCAAAUGGCAACUGGGAAUGGCCCUUCCACACCACCGACAAGGAGCUCAGUGAGCAGAGCUACUUGUUCAACACCUCGGUGUGGGACGCCUGCGUGAACCCGCCCGGCGUGGUCCGGUUCAACGUCAUCCUCUUCUCCCUGGUGCUGGCUGCGGCGCUGCUGGAGCUGCUGCUCUGCGGGAUCCAGGUGCUGAACGGCCUCUUCGGCUGCCUCUGCGGGACCUGCAACAAGAAACAGGCCAGGAGCCCCAAGCAAACCCAGUACUGAGCCGAAGAGCAGCCAGCGCGUCCUGAGGAGCCGCGGCAGGACUGCCCACCCCCUCCGGACUCCUCCCUGCCCCUCACCACCAGGAACCCAAAACCCAGGCCUCCGGGACCAGCUCCACCCGGAACCACGGGCCGCAGAGAUUACAGACAGUGUCGCCCCUGCAACACGCCGAGCACCCCUCUACCCCUGUGUGUCACCAGCCACCCCAAUAAACCCGAGGGGCCGUGGGGAGCCGGCACCCCUGGGGGCGGAGCGGGAAACUGCGGCCUCUGCUCUGGACAAACCUC
Molecule: messenger RNA, 1130 nt
Organism: Chrysemys picta bellii (western painted turtle)
Lineage: Eukaryota; Metazoa; Chordata; Testudines; Emydidae
Source: RefSeq, a predicted model, not a curated record